GUUCAUUCUGCAAUCUGACUAAAGGUUCCUGGUUUUGGUGCUCUGUCUGAAGCUGCUCGCCAAAGCGUCAACACUUACGCUCUAUAAUUUCAAAAGGUUCCCUCACUUGCGUUUUCCUGUUGUCACAUCAGCCGUGCUCUGUCUCGUCUUCGGACGAAAUAAUUUCUACACAGACUCAGCAACGUCAAAAGGAUGGAGCGGUGGCUCUUCUAUUGGCUGGUCCUGUCUUGUGUGUCUCUUGACAUGACAUGUAAAAACAACGGUACACAAGGUGGACCAUGUAAACCAGGGAUUUCGGAGACCAGAUCUUGUAUGGAACAUCUAGAACUCAUUUUUAGACAUGGAAACCUCAGCAACGCUAUUGAAGCCAUUGAGACCCUGGAACAGUUUCUAGAGGAAACAGAGGUGAAUGAGACUACGUCCGUGUCUGUCAACCGUUUCGUUGCCCUCAUGCACGAACCCAAAGGCCCCUUCACAGGCCUUGACAUUUACGCUAGUGAGAAUGAGGCGAGAGUAAACCUGACUUACCACAACUGCAAAGUGAGGGUUCGACUGCCGAGAGAGUUGGAUGCUGGAUCAAACAACACCAUUGUGUUCUGCAUGUUUACCUGGCCUGAAGAAAGCGCGAAGAAAUUGCCAGCCCGAGGUGAAUUAUAUGAGAGCAGACUGUUUGGCGUGAGUGUGCGGGGCAAGACUGUGUCAGGACUACAGGAGCGUGUCAACAUCUCAAUGAAUCUUGCUGCAAAUGAGACCCGUGAGCCCAGCUGUGUUUUCUUAAAUUUUACAACAAAAAAAUACAGCAGGGUUGGUUGCCAAACGCUGUGGGAACGUGGUCAGAGUAACGUCACCUGCUCCUGUGACCACCUCACAUACUUCGGCGUGCUCAUGGUGUCUUCUGUCGUCCCACAAAAAGACCAGGUGAUUCUGUCAUACAUCUCCGAGGUUGGCUGUGGUCUUUCUCUUUUUGCCCUGGUCAUCACUGUUGUACUCUUCAUCACAAAUAGGAAAAUCAGAGCAGAUGUCUCUAUGAAGGUCCACAUCAACCUCGCCAUUGCCCUGAUCCUCCUCAACCUGCACUUCCUCCCCAUGAAGGCGGUGGCAGCGCAGUCCUCCACUGGGCUGUGCUUUUACAUGGCCCUUGGUCUCCACUACUCCCUGUUGGCCACUUUCAGCUGGAUGGCCGUGGAGGGGUUCCACCUCUACCUCCUCUUAGUCAGAGUCUUCAACAUCUAUGUUAGGAGAUACUUGCUCAAACUCAGCACGGUGGGAUGGGGUAUCCCUGCAGUCAUUGUGUCCCUGGUGGUCAUCAUCGACAAAGACAACGACCCGUAUGGACAUGUCUCUCUGGACUCGUCUAACCCCAACAGCACCAAGAUAUGCUAUAUACGCGAUACCACGGUGAAGAUGGUGACUACAGUGGGGGUGUUUGGCUUGGUGUUCCUCUUUAACAUAACCAUGUUAGGGGUGGCAAUCAGACGCGUCGUGGGUCUCCGCCAGACCAAAGAGUUUGGGCAGAGUGAACGUAACAGAGCCAAGAGAGACAUCUGUACCCUGCUGGGAGUCACCACUCUGCUUGGCAUUACCUGGGGCCUGGUCUUCUUCUCAUUUGGCCACCUGACCAUUCCUGGCCUCUACCUCUUCUGCAUCCUGAACACACUGCAAGGUUUCUUCAUCUUCCUGUGGUUUCUGAUGUGUUUGAGAAAGACUAGAAACCCAGAUGUUAAGAUUAGUAAUGUGACACAGAGCACCAACAGCUAAGUCUCAACCCAACACACCAAGACAUUUUUCUUUUGAGUGUGUGCGCGUGUGAGUGUUGGGGGUAUUUAUACAGAAAUGUUAAGUUUUCCAUUAUUAUUUCUGAUUUAGAUCAUGAUGUUUUAAUGCACAAUAAUGUAGCAGAGCAGCAAGCAUGCUAGUUAGAUCGAACUCAUGCAGGUGGUUUUGAUAUUAAAUGUAAAAUAUUUUAACAACUUAACAGUUUUAGUGCUAUUUUUAAAGUUUUGUUGUUAAUGGCAUGCUAAUAAAAACUUUGUGGUUAGGGUUUAUUCAUCCUCUAUACCUAGCAAUUCUGCUACUAUGUGAACAAGAAAAGAGCAUGCAGACUACUUACAGAAAAAGCAAGAACCUAGAUGUGAUCCACGCGCUGUUUUGGUGUGAUCGUUACACACAAAGAACAUGCAGAGUAGAAGUUGAGAGAGGAUGUCAUUCAUGUCCUGUUUGAUCCCUCACACCAAAAUUGUACUCUGCAUUCACUUGUGCCUAUAGUGCAAGUGUAACCUGUAAUUGUGUAGUUUCAUUGUCACAUAUUUGGACACCAUCCAUCACCAUCCAUCACUAUCCUUAAAGUGCAUUCCAAUGCAGCAUAGAUAGGAUGCUUGGAGUCACAUGACACAGGUCUUUACCAUCUCACCUCCUUUUAGUGAAAGAGAGAAUGGUGCAGUGAGGAGAUCCCAGAAUGACUGUGAAAGGAGAACUUUGGUAUGUUUCUGUGUCUAACUGACUAAUAAUGACAACAAUUUCUGAAUUUGGUCCAGUAUUGAGAGAGACGGCAGCUGCUUACGGGCUGUAAUAUGGCGAUAUUGGGGCAAGCUGGCACCGUCAUUUACGUCCACUAAAAGUGCUUGUUUUUGCCAUGACAGGCGCUGAUUGGUAUUAUAAGUGUUUGACAUUAUGGAAAGAGUCUCGCUCAAGGUGAAGUCUCGUUCUGAAAUCUGGCGAGGUGACGUGUUGCUGGAAGACAACGGUGGAAUAGUGGAAUAAAUCCAUGGUGGAAACGCGAGUGGCAGCCGGGCAGAGUUUGUUGUGUUGGAGUACAGAAAGCUUAGUAUUAUCUAAAAGAUUUUCAGUGUCAUGGCUGAAUAUUUAGAUGAUUUCCACAAUGUGGAUGAGGUCUUUGAAUUCAAUGGACGCCUGUAUUUAUGUGAGCCAGAGUAUUCGGAUAUUCAGAUUUCACAACCAGACUUGUCCUUGAGCAGGACUUGGAACACAAUAACAAACAGACCGGAUCAAGCAAAAUGUAAGAAAAGUGCUUUAUUUCUCUGUAGGGUCCUUUCCAUAAUGCUGUCAGACACUUAUAAUAACAACCUGAGCCCGUCAGUAGCAAAAAUAAGCACUUUUAGUGAACGUAAUGUUAUCACUUUACCUCGUAGCUUGUUUCGCGGCUGACGGUUACAGCGUUAUCCCUCCAUACUGGACCAAUUUCAAAAAUUGUUUUCCCCAUUAGUCACUUAGACACAAAACCUUGAGAAAAUAGGGUCCAGGUUUGAAAAAUACCGAAGUUACCCUUGAGAGCAAUUGCAUCAAGCAAUGGCAAUGAUACAAGUUCAAAUGCAUCCACUCCCACUGGAGUACAUUCUGUGGCCUAUGCCUAUACAGACAAUAUAUCUGUUCCAUAUUGUAUUUGGCAUGUAUAAUAAACUUUUUUCAUGUUUUCACAA
Sebastes umbrosus (honeycomb rockfish) is the source of this 3437-nucleotide messenger RNA. Its product is annotated as adhesion G-protein coupled receptor G5-like. Gene Ontology annotation, molecular function: G protein-coupled receptor activity. The record is from RefSeq and is a predicted model, not a curated record. The transcript is spliced from 15 exons. Lineage: Eukaryota; Metazoa; Chordata; Actinopteri; Perciformes; Sebastidae. Bases 193 to 1758 code for a protein of 521 amino acids. Gene Ontology annotation, biological process: cell surface receptor signaling pathway; adenylate cyclase-activating G protein-coupled receptor signaling pathway. Gene Ontology annotation, cellular component: membrane.